Raphanus sativus (radish) is the source of this 1052-nucleotide messenger RNA. RefSeq lists its product as uncharacterized. NCBI's taxonomy places the organism in Eukaryota, Viridiplantae, Streptophyta, Magnoliopsida, Brassicales, Brassicaceae. Gene Ontology annotation, molecular function: cysteine-type peptidase activity. Gene Ontology annotation, biological process: proteolysis. The record is from RefSeq and is a predicted model, not a curated record. The transcript is spliced from 3 exons. The coding region runs from base 16 to 921 and encodes 301 amino acids.
UUCUCACUCGGACUAAUGCAGGAGGGUUCGACCGUUGUCAAGGAGUCGGAUCAUCCGACAAACUAUGUUUCAGCACCCAUGGAACAUGAUGAAGAGGCUGGGGCACAACGUAAGAGCAAAAGGGCUAAGAUUGCUCCGGUUGGUCUCCAAGACUACAAGUGUGAUCCGAAAGUAACAUCUGUUCAAGCCAUAAUACCUGAUCUCGACCAACGUUUUCAGCUCAUUGAGGAGAAGUUGCAAAAUGAAGCGGAAGUCUUAGUUCUCGGGGGGUAUGCAGUGACUCCAGCUGAGUUUUGUGAUAUUGCUCAUCGCCAGUCCAUAUUACCUUCUGGGAUCGUGGACGCUCUGAUCGGAAUUGUGAAUCGUGGUUCGGCCGCCAAUCCUAAAGUUGCCAUUUACGACACUUCCCUUCCAGUUGCUAUAAUGGAGCACCACAAUCGCUUUGUCAAGACAGCAGUCAAAGACCGUGUGAAGCUCAAAUUCAGCAAUAUCCCCCUGGUAACCCCUAUUCCAAAGGUGCCCGAGAGGAUAUAUUUCCCAUUUAACAUGGACAAGCAACACUGGGUUGGAGUCUGCAUUGAUACAAAAGCAAGCACACUCAAUGUCUUCGAUUGCAAAACCUCCCUUCGAAGUGACAGUUUGCUGAAGAAGGAGUUCACCCCCAUUGCUAACCUGAUCCCGUAUGUUCUCAAGCACGUCGGAUAUACAGAAGCCAAUGCUGUGAUUAAGCCCUUUACAGUCUCCAGAUGCAAGGGAAUCCCGCAAAUCACCGCUCAUACGGAUGCAGCAGUCAUGACAGUGCUGUUUAUUGAAGCUCACGCCUUCGAUGGUCUUGUUGGUUGCAAGGCAGUCAGUACUCGUUUGCUCCCAGUUGCAUCCAAGCAAUUGGCUGUUAAACUCUGGGAUUACAUAUCGGCUUAACUGUUCUGUUAAGUGUGUUGUUUCUUACUUUUCGCUACACUACAAGAUGUUGUCUGUUUUGUUUUAGUCUUGUCUCCCCCCUGGAUUUUAAAACUCUAUGUUUGUGUUUAUUACAUUGUGGCUUUAUCUUA